CAACAACAAGUGGCGAGCCGUUCCUGAGUUUUUCCCGACGUGCUUGUGGAAAGUGUCCGGCGCUUUCCAUCCGAGUGUGGCCUCGUUUAACCCAGGGACGUGUGUUGUAACAGGGAUCGUCCGGUGGUGGUGCUUUGUUCCGAUCGAAGGAAAGAUGCGCUCGGUCUUGGGGGAAGGAGCAGCGUCUGCAGUUUUGUUGAAUAUUUGAUAAGAUAACGGCAGUUAAAGAAAGAAACCCGUCCCUCGCGAUUGUCUCAGGCUGUGCACACCUUUGGAAGAUGGGUUACGACUACGAACUGCUACAGCAGCAAGAUUCAUCCGAGCGUACGCAGGCUCCGGCGGGAGCGAGGCGGAAAGGUGGAUCCGGUAGCAGCAAGUCGUCCGGUGGCAGUAAUCUUCGCUUUUCAUUCAUCUGCCUGGUGAUCAGCGCUGCUCUGCUGAUCUUCCUGCUCGGCGCGUAUACCGAUUCCUUCCAUCCAAUCAUUGACGGUAUCGCCGGACGGCUCGGUUACCACGAGAAAAUCUAUGCCGUCGUGAUCGAUGCCGGUUCGACGGGUAGCCGCGUGUUGGCGUUCGAGUUUCACCAUGGUUACCUUGAUGGGCGGCUCGUACUCGAUUACGAGCUGUUUCAGCAAUCAAAACCGGGAUUGUCGGCGUUUGCUGAGCGGCCACAGGACGGGGCGGCCAGUAUCGACAAACUGCUGGAUGCGGCCAAGAAGGUAGUCCCAAAAGAGAAGCUAUCGCAAACGCCGCUAGUACUGAAGGCAACAGCCGGGUUGCGGUUGCUGAAGCCCGAACAGGCUGAAGCCCUGCUCACCGCCUGCCGCGAUCUGUUCCGCACGUCCGGGUUCCUGGUGGACGAGCAGGCGGUUGAAAUCAUGGACGGUACGGAUGAAGGGAUCUUUUCGUGGUUCACGGUGAACUUCCUGCUCGGCAAGCUCAACAGUCGCAACACGGUGGCCGCCCUGGAUCUCGGCGGUGGUAGUACGCAGGUUACCUUUGCACCGAGGGACGUCUCUCAAACGCCUCUGUACAAUGCGUACAUGCACCGUGUUCCGACGCUCGACUCGUACGUGGAAGUGUUUACGAACAGCUACCUGGGGGCCGGAUUGCACGCCAUGCGGCAUGCAGUCUUCACGCACGGGGCGGCCGAGAACGAGACGCGGCUGGCGAGUGAAUGCGUCAACCCGAUCAUCCACGAUAAGCUAUUCCGGUACGGCACGGGUCAAUACCACAUCAGUGGUAAGGAUAACCCCAAGGCAACGACCGAGAAUCCGAUGGUCGAUUACGAACGGUGUGCGACGAUCGUACGGGAGAAGCUGCUCCCAACGCUUAAACCGAAGCCGGUCACACUGAAGCAGCACGAAAUAUCCGCUUUUAGCUACUUUUUUGAUCGUGCUAUCGAAACCGGUCUCGUAGAUCCUAUUCAGGGAGGCGAAACGACGGUCGGCGAGUUCGUUAGCAAAUCGCGAGCAGUCUGUGCGGAAGCGAAUGCCGAUCAGCCCUUCAUGUGCGUCGAUUUAGUAUUCAUCUCGACGUUGCUCGAAGAAGGCUAUGGAUUGAAGGCCAAGACGCCGCUUAAGCUGUACAAAAAGAUCGAUGGUCACGAAAUAUCAUGGGCCCUGGGGUGUGCUUAUAAUAUUCUGACAAGUCGCGAAAAUGCAAGCAAGCACUAACGACGCUUAUUGGACAACAGAAAUGCAUCUCCAUUUCUGCGCUUCUUUCAUACAAAAUUUGUAUGAGCCCACACAGCACCGCACGGAACGGGCAGCGGACGAUAGCAACAAACAUACAAUCAGAUCAGACUUUGAACCACCCACCCACAUAUACAAAAUGGCGCAGGAACUCGCUCUCUGGUGUGAGAGCGAUCCUUGCGUAAGGUUCGUUGAGAUACUAGGCAGCAGGAAACCGACGAAGAGAUAUUAUUUUAUAUCCGAUAUAUACAACCGCGAAGCAAUUUUUUACACAAAUCCUCAAUGUUUCUAUUUUACACUUACAAUCAACCGUGGACGUGGACGUAGACGUUGUUGGAACACUGAAGCGGAUUGGCAACAGAUUUUCUUGUUUAUCGCUGUCGUUGUCGUCGUUUACUGUUAUACAUCGGAAGGUGGGAAGUCCUCGAAAGGAAUGAAUGUACGAUAAACCAUUGUGGUUUGUUUUAAAAAAGCACUCAAAAGACAAGACUAUUUUGUAGCCAAUCAAUCAUUAAGACAGUUCCGCAAAGAAACACUUCAACCGCAUGCAAGGAUGCGAGCGAGUCCUUCUGACCGAUUCGUUCCCGAAGCAAGGUUUUAUUGGGACAACUGAAUUUUAACAACCGUGUAGACAGAAAUAACUGAAGCCGAACAAUUUGAUUCCUUGCCGUGAAAACUAUAUCCAGAAUGUGCCUUUUUGUAUUCGGUGUAAACUGAAACCGAAACAAAUCACGAUUACCGAAACGAUAUCAGCUAUCAGGCAAAGUGGCCAACACACCCUGUGGAGGGGGAAAGGGGAUAAAGAAAGAAAAAGAUGAGAAACGUUUCCUCAGCUAAGCCUCAGCAAUAUUACUAUAAAAUAUCAUGUUAGUAGAUUCGUUGUGGAGCAGCAAGUAGUGCAAGUCAUUCUAUAGCACCAUAGAAGAGAUAAGAUAAGACGCACGAGGGUACUAUUUGUUGUAGUAAAUAGCGGAACAGUAGUAGAACGACAAUUCUCUCUGAGAGGCUAAAUGCGUCCCGUAGUUUAAAAUGCGACCCGUAGUGGUGUUGGCCACUUUAGAUUCGUUAGUUGCACAAAUCCUUGUGAUGCACAAUGCACCCACCAGCCGCACCAGCCAGAGCACAUUUUAUAAACCGCGUAAUAUCACCGUUUUAGCAAAUCGCCCUCAUCAUGUUCUUCGCACUGUCCAUCAGCGUAUGUGUGUUGUGUGCUAUGUUAUCCUUUGUUUCCUCAUUGUUGUUGUUGAUGUCGAGAAUGGAAGUAAUUUUGAAAAGAGCAAUACAGUGGCCACACUAGCAGAAUGCCCCUUCCGGCCGAUGUACUAAGGUUUAUCCCGCAUACAUUGUCACAUUCCCACUUGGCACUUCCUUCAGCCGUGCGCCGUACGCGUAUCUGAAGAGUAGCAGUAAUGGCACAGAACAAAAUUAGCAUGUUUCUGUUCGGUGAUAGAAAAGCCUGGUACGGUGGCUCGCAGGUAAUUUAAGAAGGCCAUUCAGGGGAUUCUGGGAAGCCAUUGUAAGUAAACAGUGUGAUAAAUAUAUGACCAUCCCAAAAUAAA
Molecule: messenger RNA, 3253 nt
Organism: Anopheles aquasalis
Lineage: Eukaryota; Metazoa; Arthropoda; Insecta; Diptera; Culicidae
Gene: NTPase
Product: ectonucleoside triphosphate diphosphohydrolase NTPase
Molecular function (GO): hydrolase activity
Source: RefSeq, a predicted model, not a curated record